AUGAGAUUCUUUAAUAUUGUCUAUUUUUCCAUCCUUUCAACUUUACUUAGUAAGGUUAGUGCUGAUGUUGAUAUUACUUCACCAUCUCUGGGAGAUUCAUAUUCUGGUAGUUCCGGUUCUGCGAGUGUUAAAAUUGCAUGGGAUGAUUCGGAUGAUUCUGAUUCUGAUAAAUCCUUAGACAAUGUCAAAUCUUAUACCAUCUUAUUAUGUACUGGACCAGAUGAAGAUAAUAACAUUCAAUGUUUAGAAACAGCAUUGGUUUCACUGCAAACUAUCGAUUCUCAUGAAACCACUGUUAAAAUCGAUAACACCUUAGUACCAAAUGGUUACUACUACUUCCAAAUUUACACAGUCUUCAAUUCUGGGGGUGUCACCAUUCACUACUCACCUCGUUUUAAAUUAACUGGUAUGAGUGGUACCACUGGUACAUUGGAUGUCACUGAAACCGGAUCUGUUCCAGGAUCAUAUGUUUCAGGGUUCACUACUGCAACAGUUAAUUCUGAUAGUUUUACUGUUCCUUACACUUUACAAACCGGUAAAACUCGAUAUGCACCAAUGCAAACUCAACCAGGUUCAACUGUUACUGCCACUACUUGGAGUAUGAAAUUUCCUACAAGUGCAGUCACAUAUUAUAGUACAAAACUUGCAUCUCCAAUCGUGCAAUCAACUAUCACUCCAGGUUGGUCAUACACAGCUGAAUCAGCCGUCAAUUACGCAUCUGUUGCACCAUAUCCAACUUACUGGUACGCUGCAAGUGAAAGAGUGAGCAAAGCUACUAUUAGUGCUGCUACCAAGAGAAGAAGAUGGUUAGAUUAG
Candida tropicalis MYA-3404 is the source of this 816-nucleotide messenger RNA. It is a transcript of the gene KRE9, whose product is annotated as Kre9p. The transcript has a single exon. NCBI's taxonomy places the organism in Eukaryota, Fungi, Ascomycota, Pichiomycetes, Serinales, Debaryomycetaceae. Bases 1 to 816 code for a protein of 271 amino acids. The record is from RefSeq and is a predicted model, not a curated record. Gene Ontology annotation, biological process: (1->6)-beta-D-glucan biosynthetic process; fungal-type cell wall organization; cell wall biogenesis. Gene Ontology annotation, cellular component: extracellular region.